Molecule: messenger RNA, 888 nt
Organism: Fulvia fulva
Lineage: Eukaryota; Fungi; Ascomycota; Dothideomycetes; Mycosphaerellales; Mycosphaerellaceae
Product: Pre-mRNA cleavage factor Im subunit 2
Exons: 2
Coding region: 1-888 (295 amino acids)
Cellular component (GO): mRNA cleavage factor complex
Molecular function (GO): mRNA binding
Source: RefSeq, a predicted model, not a curated record
AUGUCACCUGGCGCGUGUUGCUGCUACAUGUACCAAUGGUUCUUGAAGCAUUGCUCCAUCAUGUCGACCGUCACACCCGCGCAUCAGCUAUCGUCAGUACCUGCGAAAGACAUCCUCCCAUUUCAGAGCCGCCAGCAACCCGCCGUCCGGUUAUACCCACUCAGCAACUACACAUUCGGCACCAAGGAAACACAACCAGAAGAGGAUGCUUCAGUAAAAGACCGACUAAAGCGACUGGAAGAAUACUACGAGAAACAUGGCAUGCGAAGAUCCUGCGAAGCCAUUCUCGUCUGCCAUGAACACAACCAUCCGCAUGUCCUGAUGCUGCAAAUCGCCAAUGCCUUCUUCAAGCUCCCUGGCGACUACAUCCCUCACGACGUCGACGAGAUUGAAGGCUUCAAGACCCGCCUGAACGACCGCCUUGCGCCUACCGGCUCUCUCGCCGAGAAAGACGACCACGACUGGAACGUGUUCGACACACUCGCUCAGUGGUACCGCCCGAACUUCGAAACAUUCAUGUAUCCAUUCCUACCACCGCACGUAACGCGCCCGAAAGAGUGCAAGAAGCUGUACUUCAUUCAGCUGCCGACAGAGAAGGUGUUGUCAGUACCCAAGAACAUGAAGCUGCUUGCGGUGCCGCUGUUCGAGCUGUAUGACAACAGUCAGAGGUACGGGCCGCAGCUUUCUGCGAUACCGCAUUACUUGAGCAGAUAUCGAUGGGAAUUCGUGGAUGAGGAUGGAAAGAUCGUGAGUUGGACACCUGGAGGUGAGGUGGACGAGAGGGUGAAGACGAAGAUCCUCGCAGGAGGAGAGAACGGACAUGCAGAGAGUGGUGCAGACCCUGAUGUCAAGAUGGAGACCAAGGGUGAAGAACCUGCGGCGGCUUAG